AUGGACAACGAAACUAACCAAGAAAACCCAUCUCUCCCCCCAAACAAUUACACCUCCACAACCAAGGAAUUAGAGUCUCCAAGAUCAAAACCCCAACAACCUCUUGGUGUUGGUGGCAGCAGUGACAGGCUAAAAAGAGAUGAGUGGAGUGAAGGAGCAGUUUCUAGCCUCCUUGAGGCCUAUGAGACCAAAUGGGUUCUCAGAAACAGAGCAAAACUCAAAGGCCAUGAUUGGGAAGAUGUUGCAAGACAUGUCUCGUCUCGUGCCAAUUGUACCAAGUCCCCCAAGACUCAAACCCAGUGCAAGAACAAGAUUGAGUCCAUGAAGAAACGAUACCGUUCUGAGUCUGCCACUGCUGAUGGUUCAUCAUGGCCUCUCUAUCCACGGCUUGAUCUUCUGCUACGUGGCAGUGGGCCAUCCCCAACAGCAGCAUCAGCAGCAGCAACUGUAACAGCUGCAGCUAUACCACCACCACCACUACCACCACCACUGCCAGUACAACUGCCUCCUCCGCCGCCUCAGAACAAUCAUCCUUUGAUGCUACUGGAGCCAUCAGCGUCGCUGCAGCCACAGCCACCACCUACUGCUCCUCCUCAACCUAUAGGAACUGCCCAAAAUUCAUAUGGAUCCAAUGGUGUUGAUCAUAGGGUGGCCAAGGAAGAUGGAAUGGGGAUGAAAUUGUCAGACCAUGCAUCAGACAAGAACCCUUUGGAGAUAGACAGUAGCACCCCAGCUCUUUACAGUGACAAGGAAAAAUUAAGGUCCAAGAGAAUGAAGAGGAAGAUAGAGAAAAAGAAGCGGCGAAGACGGGAGGAAGUAGAGAUAGCAGAGAGCAUAAGAUGGUUAGCAGAGGUUGUGGUGAGAUCAGAGCAAGCAAGAAUGGACACAAUGAGGGAGAUAGAGAGGAUGAGAGUUGAGGCAGAGGCUAAGAGAGGAGAAAUGGAUCUCAAGCGCACAGAAAUUAUUGCCAAUACACAGUUGGAGAUUGCAAAGCUCUUUGCGGCUGGUGUUGGCAAGGGGUAUGUAACACUGAGAGAAAAGAAAGGAGAACCUUUUGGAAGCAAAGGUGAGGAAGAGUCAACUAAUUAA
Messenger RNA from Prunus armeniaca (apricot), 1089 nucleotides. Lineage: Eukaryota; Viridiplantae; Streptophyta; Magnoliopsida; Rosales; Rosaceae. The record is from the annotation of a GenBank genome assembly.